Messenger RNA from Capronia coronata CBS 617.96, 1269 nucleotides. RefSeq names its product lipoyl synthase, mitochondrial. Gene Ontology annotation, biological process: lipoate biosynthetic process. NCBI's taxonomy places the organism in Eukaryota, Fungi, Ascomycota, Eurotiomycetes, Chaetothyriales, Herpotrichiellaceae. The transcript has a single exon. Gene Ontology annotation, molecular function: lipoate synthase activity; 4 iron, 4 sulfur cluster binding. Bases 1 to 1269 code for a protein of 422 amino acids. The record is from RefSeq and is a predicted model, not a curated record. Gene Ontology annotation, cellular component: mitochondrion.
AUGGCCGCGACAAUCCCUCGUUACCGUUGCCUCAACGGCCAUUCAUGGUCCUCCCCGUUCAAGGUCUUCCUCCCGCAUGCCACAGCCUCGACCUCUAGCUCAGGACCCUCCCGAUCCUUCGCCACCACGACCGACGACCUCCCCACCACCAACCCUCGAGCCAAACGCACCACAUUCGCCGACAAGCUCAAUGCCGGUCCUUCAUUCUCGGACUUUGUUUCUGGGAAAGAAGCCCCUCUCGACCCAGCCGAGGCCUACGCUCUGAAAACGGCGCUUGUAGGCCCAAAGGGCAAGAAAAAAGAAAUCACCCGGCUUCCACCAUGGCUGAAAACACCCAUACCAGACAGCUCAUCUUACAAGAAGAUCAAAAACGACCUGCGCGGUCUGAAUCUGCACACUGUAUGCGAAGAGGCGCGAUGCCCAAACAUUUCCGACUGCUGGGGCGGAAGCAGCAAGUCAGCCGCGACGGCGACAAUCAUGCUCAUGGGCGACACCUGCACGCGAGGCUGUCGCUUCUGCAGUGUGAAGACAUCCAAGGCCCCUCCUCCCUUGGAUCCUCAUGAGCCGGAACAUACAGCUGAAGCUCUGUCGCGAUGGGGACUGGGCUAUGUGGUCCUGACCAGUGUGGACCGUGACGAUUUGGCGGAUGGUGGUGCCCACCAUUUCGCGGAGACGGUUCGCAAGAUCAAGUCCAAGGCUCCCGCGAUGCUGGUCGAGUGUCUCACGGGUGACUACGCCGGUGAUUUGGAGAUGGUCAAACUCGUCGCCACUUCCGGGUUGGACGUGUAUGCGCACAACGUCGAGACGGUGGAGGCGUUGACGUCGCAGGUGCGCGACCGCCGUGCCACGUUCCGGCAGUCUCUCAGUGUCCUGAAGGCCGCUAAGGAGGCCAAGCCGGGACUGAUCACCAAGACCUCCAUCAUGCUCGGACUCGGCGAGACCGAGGAACAAGUCUGGGCUGCAAUGCGCGAAUUGCGUGCCAUUGACGUCGACGUGGUCACCUUUGGUCAGUACAUGCGGCCGACGAAGCGACAUAUGCCUGUGCAUGAAUAUGUCACGCCUGCUGUGUUCGAGCAGUGGAGAGUGCGGGCUCUCGAGAUGGGCUUCUUGUAUGUUGCCAGUGGCCCGCUGGUCCGGAGCAGUUAUAAAGCCGGCGAAGCGUUUAUCGAGAACGUGUUGAAGAAGAGACGGGCGGGCCGAGCGGAGACUGCCAAUGCUGAUAUCGCGGGUGACAUUCCUGUCAAGAUCAUCGAGUCUGGAAACCUUUGA